Molecule: messenger RNA, 525 nt
Organism: Uncinocarpus reesii 1704
Lineage: Eukaryota; Fungi; Ascomycota; Eurotiomycetes; Onygenales; Onygenaceae
Exons: 2
Coding region: 1-525 (174 amino acids)
Source: RefSeq, a predicted model, not a curated record
AUGGCCCCCAUCAACGGCGGGAACUGGACCGCCAGAUUCAGGAUGUCAAAGGGCGACGGCAUCGCAGCAAAGGACGGCAGGAAUGCUGGAAUGUCGGGCGGCGUAGAGCAAACGGACACCCAGCUGCCCGGCGAGGAUCCGGCCUGUGAGUCGACUGUUCCAUUGCUGCUGGCGGGCGAUGGGCGACGGCGCCGCCUGUCGACAGGCUGGAACUCCGAGGGCCAUGUGCAGCUCAGGCCGUUGCGAGAGCAGCCGGCACAGCGCGGUUUCUUCUCAUCGCAUUUCUUGCGGCGUCGACGGCCUGUCACGGUUACCGGUCAGCACGGUAUCACGACAGAUGCGGGCGGCUGUUCUCACACUCCAGACACCCUGUUCGCGUUCGAAGUCUUGCCACGGAUGCAACGGUCAUUUGGCACGUCUCUGGGAGCUAUUCUCCAUCUCUUCGCGACAAGAGGUCCCGCUGCGAUUCAGCAGCAAGUCAGCUAUGAGUCUUCGGGUAUUCGCACAAGCUGGAGCUUCUUUUGA